AUGGUGCGCACAAAAGUAUCUCGAAACACGGCAUCAAAGCGAAACCGUACCAGCUAUCAAGAGGAGCGCUACGUUAACAUUAUGCGUGAGUUUGAGAUUGUAUCUGAAACAUUUAAUACGUCGAUCGACGCAAAGCUGGACGCUCAAUUGGAAAAGAUUGACUAUCAGGCGAGCAUGAUGAAGAGUCGCAUACCGAAGGAAAUUCUCCAAAUGACGAUGGGUGAUUUGCGAAAGACCGACUGUAACCUAUUCGUCGAUGUGCUAAACAUGGGUUCCGCGAUCGAGGACAUCAUGGGCGCAGGAAACUGCAGUCAGCUCUCGAUCGGAUCGGGAGAUGGGCAAACAAGCCUGCAAAAGUCAUACAGAACCGAUGAAGGUUAUCUUACGGAGGAAAAUGCAAAACAAUCAUUUGACGUGAUGGCAUCGGUCAAACCAUCGAAACGUCCGAUCGGACCGCUAGCGUCGGCAAUGAAGAAAAACCGCCGCCGCAGUAAAUCCGUCUCUGGCCAUACCACCACACCUUGCAAGCCGGCUUCGGCGUCGUUGUUGUUUGGGAUGAAAGCAAAGAAACCCGAAGCGUGUACGCCGGGUAAGAGCCUAUUCCUGGGACAGUCAGAACGAUUUUCGCGUCCCAAGUUUCGUACACCGAUGGCAGAGGUCAACAAGAAGGGUCGUACACAGGCGGUCAGUACGGAUCGGGGCAUGAGCCAAAUCACGCUGAAGGUAGAACCAAACACACCGCUAGCCUUCAUACGCUAUCCGAGAGUGGGCGAGAAUGUUUACUCACUUACCGGCAGUCCGGUCGUGAAUGCGGUCAUGACGAAACACAUGGCGAAUGUGAACAUUCCGGUAUCUAACGGGGUGCUGUCGUUGCAGCCGACCGAUCUGGAGGAUGUAGAUACGAAGUUUUUACCCAAAAUCGAUUACGCUACGUUGGAGCAUCUGAAAAAACUGCAGUCGAACUUGAACAAAAUCAUGCAGUACGCUGAAGAAUGCAAUUUUCACAUGAAGGAGUGA
Molecule: messenger RNA, 1017 nt
Organism: Anopheles marshallii
Lineage: Eukaryota; Metazoa; Arthropoda; Insecta; Diptera; Culicidae
Product: borealin-like
Exons: 2
Coding region: 1-1017 (338 amino acids)
Biological process (GO): mitotic sister chromatid segregation
Cellular component (GO): spindle midzone; chromosome passenger complex; chromosome, centromeric region
Source: RefSeq, a predicted model, not a curated record